GCUACUGUAUGACUAGAGAACACUGUAAGAACGCUGCCUUGGAUAUGGAUGCUAGCUUUUAAAACAAGGAACCACAUUACAAGGUACAAGGUAAAGAAAAAUGUGGAAAGACUUGAAAAAGCAGUACAAGCCCCAGAAUGUUCCACGAAUGCCCCGCAUUCAAGUCCCUGCAGCAGCUGCUGACAAUUCAUUACUGAAGGACCUAAAUCAAGGGCAGAGGCGCUACUUGUACAGCAUCAUGAGGAUUUAUGACUCCAGGCCCCAGUGGAAGGCCCUGCAGACCCGCUACAUUCACAGCCUUGGGUACCAACAGCAUCUGGGUUACAUCACUCAACAGGAGGCCUUGUCUUGUGCUGCUGUGCUUAGACAUUCAACCAUGAGAGCCUCAGCCACGGUUGCUCCUCAAAGGACUAUUCUCCCCAGAGUCUUCAGCCAUGCAAAGAAGGGUCAACCAGCAAAACCUCGGUUUAGAGUCAGAUCCAGAGCCUCCCCGCACAGCAUGCUGAGCACCAAGACCUUAGACAAGGCAUAGUCUCUGAAAUGGGCAGCUCAUCUGUGUAUUCUUGGCAUUUUAGUUGGUGCUUGGUAUGAGUUUGCUGAAUGACAAUGAAUAAAAGAAUACUAAGGCGAACUCUAGACCUACACAUAAUCCCUCCACCACAUAAAUGCUGCCAAUAAGAACAAGUUGGAAGAUCUGAAAGCUAUUGAGCAGUGAAUAAGCAAGCUUUAGCACAAGUAAUCUGUAAAGUAAAUGGGCUUUCAAAGCUUUCAGAGUAAAAGCUUCUAUAGUUCCAGUCUCCCAGAGAAAUCUGCAGAACAGCAGGAAGGGACAAGGGGCAGCACCUCCAGCCCUGGGUGACCACUGCCCAUUGCACAUCUGAAAAUACAUGAACCCACACAGUCAAUACAGAUUAAGGAGGUUUCUGGAGUCACAAUGUUAGUGAUAAGUGGCAUGUGCCUCUUCCUAUCCCCAGCCCAACUAAGCAAUAAUAUUUACUUUGGUCCUGCAGUUUCUGGUUCUAGCCUGACUCAGUCACUUUGUGUUGUUUUGAAAUUUGUGUUUAUCAGCCUAUUACUGCCAGGAUGACUCUAUACAGCUGCAAUUGGCCUUGACAUGGGUAAGAUAAUUCAUGCACACACCUGCCCCUGGCAGUCACAAACACUCUCAGCAGAACAGAAAAUAGCCCCGAAGAAUUGAUCUCAUGUCUUAUCUCUGAAGAUGUUAAGACCAUAUACAAGACCAUGCAAAUGGGCAAAUAAUGAGAUAGCUGCCGGGUGAACCUCUUGCAAAUGCCACAGCAUUGUAUUAGUUAUGUUCAGUAAUGACUUUCUUUAUCAGAGAUUAUCCUGUGUGUGCUAAAAAUUAGUAAUCCCAUACAGCCAAGUUAAAAACUGGUCACGUUCCUUUUCUUUGUCUUUUAAAAAAAAUGUCAUUCCUAUCAGCCAGUCAUGUCUGUCUGUCACCACAUGAAGAAAUAAGUUGGGAUAGAACUUAGUUGACAAGAGAAACGGAACGUUCAUCUGAAAAAGAUGAUGUUACAACAUUACCAGACCCCUUUCCAGCCAAAUCCAGAAAGAACCAAAAUCCCUCAAACCCUCCUUGGUGAUGGCUGUCUUCUCUCUACAUCCAUUAACAUCAAAGUCAUAAGAUCUGUCCAAAGCUUCUGAAGACCCUCAUUGUAGAGUUUAGGAUUCUACCUGACUUUUCUUUGGGUGGGGCAAGAGGCAUGGCCGUCCCACCAGUCCAUCGGGAAGUCUUGGGAAAGCAGUACACCUUUGACCAGAUGGAGACAAUCCUGCCAUGGCUCAUACUGCCCAUCAUCAACAGGGGAGACUAAGGGGCCAUUUACUCAAUCAAGAAGAAGCCUCUUGACAACAGCAACACCUGUACUGACUCAAGUACUCUAAGUAGAUCACACUGUUAAAACAGGGGUUGUUAGGGAAGCUUU
This is a messenger RNA of Mus caroli (Ryukyu mouse), 1949 nucleotides long. It is a transcript of the gene Fam216b, whose product is annotated as family with sequence similarity 216 member B. Lineage: Eukaryota; Metazoa; Chordata; Mammalia; Rodentia; Muridae. The record is from RefSeq and is a predicted model, not a curated record.